GCCGGGCACUUGCGUGCAGUCGGUUCUGACGAAAGGAGGAGCGCUGGAAGAGUCACAACCUGAACCGCAUUAAGACAAGAUGGCAGGACUGCCCCGCAGGAUCAUUAAGGAGACACAGCGCCUGCUUGCGGAGCCUGUACCCGGGAUCAAGGCAGAGCCGGACGAGGGAAAUGCCCGCUACUUCCACGUGGUCAUCGCGGGCCCCCAGGACUCGCCCUUUGAAGGCGGGACUUUUAAACUUGAACUCUUUCUGCCUGAGGAGUAUCCGAUGGCAGCCCCGAAAGUACGCUUCAUGACCAAAAUCUACCACCCCAACGUAGACAAGCUGGGCCGGAUAUGCCUGGAUAUCCUGAAAGACAAGUGGUCCCCAGCUCUGCAGAUCCGCACAGUGCUGCUGUCCAUCCAGGCAUUACUAAGCGCUCCCAACCCGGAUGAUCCACUAGCUAAUGACGUCGCUGAGCAAUGGAAAAGCAAUGAGGCCCAAGCUAUAGAGACAGCACGCACAUGGACCAGGCUGUACGCAGGAAACAACAUCGAAGUGUAGGAGUGGAAGUGGAGCACAACUUCCUGUUCUACCAAGCCUCCUAUCCCCCCAACCCACCCCCCCCCCCAACAUUUUCGUUUUGCAUUUAAAGGACACGGUCUGGCAAGACAAACAUGAGAUUAGAGACUUGAGGAUGUUCGAAAUGCACAUUAGCAGAUGUAUCUUUGUCCUGAUUCACCGUUCAUAAGCAGGGCCUGUGUGUGUGUGCGUGUGUGUGUGUGUGUGCGCGCGCAUGUGUGUGCGUAUGCGUAUUUGGGUGGUGGGUGGGGGGGGGAGUUGGCGGAACAGUACUUUUUACUUAUUUUUCUUUUAAACGUAACUUUUUGUUGCUGUGACGCUCCUGGUGUAAAGCACAGCUAAGUUGCUCCAUGAUGAUCGCUCCCCCCCCCACUGGUGGUCAUAACUAGGCGCUUUAGAAAGAACAAAAUCCCACUGAAGAGGGUUGUUUUUUUGUUUUUUUUUGCCCCCCCCUCCCCCCACGAGGGCAAAAGAUGUAGUGAUGAACCGACGUGUAAAGAAAUGAAUGAAAUAAAACAGAGCCACCACAAUGACUUGUACUGUUUUGACAGCCGUCAGUGUAGACUAAUGUAGGCUUGUGACUUUGUAUGGCUUGUCUGGGAGAAAGAAAGUGUGUAAAGUUUUAGUAAAAUUUGUUAUUGUA
Messenger RNA from Paramormyrops kingsleyae, 1205 nucleotides. RefSeq names its product ubiquitin-conjugating enzyme E2 N. The record is from RefSeq and is a predicted model, not a curated record. Lineage: Eukaryota; Metazoa; Chordata; Actinopteri; Osteoglossiformes; Mormyridae.